AUGGCUAACAAGAAUUUGAGCAUCUUCAUCCUCAUAGCAACACUAGUGGCUCAAGUUAGUUGGGUUAGAGCAACAGUGCAUUUAGUUGGAAGUCUUGAAGGAUGUCCACCUCCAUCAUGUCCUGGCGGAUGUCCAGGAGGAUGCCCCGGUGGAUGUCCUGGAGGAUGUCCCGGCGGAUGUCCUGGCGGAUGUCCAUGCGCUCCAUCAUGUCCUGACGGAUGUCCCGGUGGAUGUCCAGGAGGAUGCCCCGGUGGAUGUCCUGGUGGAUGUCCCGGCGGAUGUCCCGGUGGAUGUCCAGGAGGAUGCCCCGGUGGAUGUCCUGGAGGAUGUCCCGGCGGAUGUCCUGGCGGAUGUCCUGGAGGAUGUCCUGGCGGAUGUCCCGGUGGAUGUCCAGGAGGAUGCCCCGGUGGAUGUCCUGGAGGAUGUCCCGGCGGAUGUCCAUGCGCUCCAUCAUGUCCUGGAGGAUGUCCCGGUGGAUGUCCUGGAGGAUGUCCUGGCGGAUGUCCCGGCGGAUGUCCAUGCGCUCCAUCAUGUCCCGAUGCAAAGCCCGAUUGUCCUGCAAAGCCAGAAUGUCCUGCAAAGCCAUGA
This is a messenger RNA of Helianthus annuus (common sunflower), 588 nucleotides long. RefSeq names its product small cysteine and glycine repeat-containing protein 2. The coding region runs from base 1 to 588 and encodes 195 amino acids. The transcript has a single exon. The record is from RefSeq and is a predicted model, not a curated record. NCBI's taxonomy places the organism in Eukaryota, Viridiplantae, Streptophyta, Magnoliopsida, Asterales, Asteraceae.